CCUCCCAUCCGACGCUCCGUACGCCUCGAAGGGUUUUCUUCGGCUGAGCGCCCUCUGUGUGUGUGUGCGCGUGCGCUGUGCCGGUUCUCAUGGCGUGACGGAGCUAGGGUUCGUCGGGAGGAGCUCGCAAUCGCGACAAUUCGGCUCGGCGUCGAGGUAUUUCGCGGGCGCGCGGCUCGCGCAUUUUGGAAAAUCUCUGGCCGGGAUCUGUUGACUAGCGCGAUCUGCAAUUCUAUGGUGUGGAAUUCGGUGCUGCGUAGCUGCUAGCGGGAUUUGUGAGGCAGGAUCCGGAAUUUCAGAAGCGAAUUUCUCCCAAUCACCAUGGGAUCGUUCGGUCUCGAGUCACUCCCGGUUCUCCUGUCCGAUGUGUCGUCGCUGGUUUUGGUGCUGGCGGUAUCCGCCAGUGCCUUGAUAGUAUCGAUCGUUUUGUUGUUCUGGAGGAAUGCUCCGGCCAAGAAGGAGGAAGAGAAGAAGAUGUUUAAAAAGCCAACGAUUGAAGUGGAAACCGAGGACGACGAUCCCGACAAGAAGAAAGUUUCUGUUUUCUUCGGUACCCAAACAGGGACUGCCGAAGGCUUUGCCAAGGCUAUCGUAGAAGAAGCGAAGACAAGGUAUGACAACUCGAAGGUCGUGUUCAAGCUUGUAGAUUUGGAUGAAUACGCUCCAGAAGAUGACAUGUACGAGCAGAAGUUGAGAAAGGAGACGCUUGUGAUUUUUGUGAUGGCCACAUACGGCGAUGGAGAACCGACGGAUAAUGCUGCUCGCUUUUACAAAUGGUUUGUCGAGGGGGAAGAGAAAGAACCGUGGCUGGGAAACUUAAGCUACGCUGUUUUUGGUCUAGGAAACAGGCAAUAUGAGCACUUCAACAAGGUUGCAGUGGAAGUCGACGAAGCAUUGGAGAAGCAAGGUGCAAAGCGGCUACUGAAAUGCGGUCUUGGUGACGAUGAUCAGUGUAUUGAGGAUGAUUUUACGGCCUGGCGUGAGCAAUUGUGGCCCGAGCUUGAUGUGCUACUGCGUAGCGAAGAUGAAACCGGCUCUGCGACCCCUUACAUGGCUGCAAUUCCUGAAUAUCGUGUGGUUAUUCAUGAAGGAGGCACAAAGGCUUAUGAGAAGGUCGCAAGGAACGGCGAAUCUCUGUGUGACAUAAGCCAUCCUAUCAGAUCUCCUGUUGCUGUCCGGCGUGAGCUUCACACGCCCUUAUCGGAUCGCUCGUGCACUCACUUGGAGUUCGAUAUUUCUUACACCGGCUUGACAUAUCUCACUGGGGAUCACGUGGGAGUUUUUGCUGAAAACCAAGAUGAUGUUGUAGAAGAGGCGGCUAAAGUACUUGGAUAUUCGCUAGACACAAUCUUCACACUGCACGGUGACAACGAGGAUGGGUCACCCCUUUCAGGUGUGCCUCCUCCUUUCAUGGGGCCGAUCACAAUGAAGGCGGCUCUUCAACAGCAUACCGAUCUGCAAAAUCCUCCUCGAAAGGCAGUACUUUCCGUUCUUGCUGCCUAUGCCUCCGAUCCGGAGGAGCAAGAGCGACUGAAACACUUGCAGUCGCCACAAGGAAAGGUGUGUUUUCAAACUUUUACUCCUUAUUUUACUAACUUGUGGCUACAGGACGAAUAUUCUCAAUAUAUUGCUGCAAGCCAGAGAAGUCUUAUUGAAGUUUUGCAAGAUUUUCCAUCGGUAAAAUUGCCCAUUGGUGUCUUCUUUGCUGCGGUAGGGGCCCGGUUGCAACCGAGAUACUACUCCAUUUCAUCGUCUCCCAGGUUUUCGCCGAGUCGGAUACAUGUCACUUCUGCUUUAGUGUAUGUAAAAAGUCCAACUGGUCGAUUACAUCGAGGUGUUUGUUCUACAUGGAUGAAACAUGCAACAGCGUCGGAAGAAACAGGAAAUGACUGCAGUUGGUCACGUAUUUUUGUCAGGCAAUCUACGUUCAAGUUGCCGUCAAAGUCCACUGUUCCUAUAGUGAUGAUUGGACCUGGAACAGGCUUAGCUCCUUUUAGAGGUUUUUUGCAGGAAAGGGCUGCCCUCCAAGAAUCUGGCGAGCAGCUGGGAACUGCGAUUCUUUACUUCGGCUGCAGGAACCGGAAACAAGAUUAUAUAUACGAGGAGGAGCUUGCAAGAUACCGGGAGACGGGCAUUAUCACAGAUUUGUACGUAGCAUUCUCAAGGGAAGGCCCGACGAAAGAGUAUGUGCAGGACAUCAUGAUGAAGAAGGCAAACCAGUUGUGGGACAUAAUCUCCAGCGACGGAUAUAUUUACGUCUGUGGAGAUGCAAAAGGAAUGGCAAAGGACGUGCACCGCACACUCCACACGAUAGUCCAGGAACAGGGCUCGUUGGACAGCUCCAAAACAGAGGCUUUUGUCAAAAAGCUCCAGAUGGAUGGCCGCUAUUUGAGAGACGUGUGGUAACAGCAGCUAGGAAGUAAACAAAAGGAUACAUCGAAACGAUGUAAGAUUUUGGCGCUCGUUCGUCGAUUCUUUCCACGGAUUAUGCUAUGUUUCUCUUUUUUUUUUUUAUAAUGUAGACAGGCGCUUGAUGUAGAAGGUGGCCGAGUUGAGUUGGCCGCCCAUGAAAAAAGGAUAACAUCAUAUUGGCUGAUGGGAGAUCCUGUUGGCUUGUUUGU
Molecule: messenger RNA, 2621 nt
Organism: Selaginella moellendorffii
Lineage: Eukaryota; Viridiplantae; Streptophyta; Lycopodiopsida; Selaginellales; Selaginellaceae
Product: NADPH--cytochrome P450 reductase 1
Exons: 17
Coding region: 322-2406 (694 amino acids)
Cellular component (GO): cytosol
Molecular function (GO): NADPH-hemoprotein reductase activity; flavin adenine dinucleotide binding; FMN binding
Source: RefSeq, a predicted model, not a curated record